CUCAGUUUGUCGCAAUUCCUCAGGACCCAUCUCCUCGCCUGCAUCGCCUCGGCAGUUGCAGAUCGAACGCCAUGAUGUCAGUAAUCCGGACAAAAACAGGAUAUUGUGUCGAUGAAUAGGGAAGGAAAACACUGUCACCAACCAUGAUAGAUUAGUUACAAUAAUACGAAAGCCUGCCUGCCUGCCUGCCUGUCCAUGCACUGAUGCGCAUAUGACUCGUAAUGGAUUUCUGCUAAGGGUCCGAGAGGAUUUGUUACGCGUUUGGAUGAAUAGCGAGCAGGACACUUUAUUCAAUGGUCGAUUGAAAGCAUUGCGUCGGUUUGUCCUGGAGAUAAAAAUGAAGACUUGGACUGAAGAGGCAAUGUGGAAUCGCACUGAAAAGCGGGAAAACUUCGCUUAUUAAUAAAUAUGGAUAUAUCGAGCGCUGUGCAUUGAUUUAAUUAAAAUCUGAUUGGAUUGCAUAGUUGCUUGCUGGCAAAUCAGCGCCGAACACUUCAACUAGAUCGCAGUAAUAAUCAGUAACAUACAACGAAGAGGUCCCUUUCUCAGCCACAGUACAAGGAUUGUUAUCUAUGCAAUUUGUUAUAGACGAUGAAAGAAUCAAUCUGGUUAAUGUUGUAGCCUUUAAGGGAAUGGCAAGCCAAAUGACUAAGAAACGACUGUUUCCCGAAUCCCUCGGCAAUCAUGUAGGCUAAUCUUCACUGAUUGUGGCAACGCUGUCAUUCAAGUGUAAUUUAACACUUAAGAGGAGGAGGGACCAUGUUUUGUGACUUAACAUAAAUGUUGUAAACAUCUCAAACGUAAGAAAACGUAGUGAUUUUCUCCCCGUUUUGUUUUAAACAUUUUGAAGUUCAUUUUUGUUUUGACAACGAAAUACGAGCAUAAUGUCGGCGGUAAUGGUGGCUAAGAAGGUUACCCGAAAAUGGGAAAAGCUCCCGGGUAAGAACACUUUCUGCUGCGAUGGACGUGUGAUGAUGGCACGACAGAAAGGCGUCUUUUAUCUGACCUUAUUUCUCAUCGUCGGGACCUGCGCCCUCUUUUUUGCGUUCGAGUGCCCAUACCUGGCAGUCCACCUGUCCCCUGCCAUCCCCGUGGUGGCAGCUGUGCUCUUCCUCUUUGUGGUGGCCAUGCUGUUGAGGACCAGCUUCAGUGAUCCUGGGGUGCUUCCACGUGCCCUGCCAGAAGAGGCCGCCUUCAUCGAGAUGGAGAUCGAGGCGGCCAAUGGGAAUGUCCCCCCUGGCCAGCGGCCCCCGCCCCGGAUCCGGAACGUUCAGAUCAACAACCAGAUCGUGAAGCUCAAGUACUGCUACACCUGCAAGAUCUUCCGCCCGCCGCGUGCCUCCCAUUGCAGCAUUUGCGACAACUGCGUGGAGCGUUUCGACCACCACUGCCCCUGGGUGGGCAACUGCGUGGGCAAGAGGAACUACAGAUACUUCUACCUGUUUACCCUGUCGCUGUCCCUGCUCACCAUCUUCAUCUUCGCCUUCGACAUUGUCCACGUGGUGAUGCGCUCUGUAGACUCGGGCUUUGUGAACACCCUGAAGCACACUCCUGGAACGGUGCUGGAGGUGGUGGUGUGCUUCUUUACACUGUGGUCUGUGGUGGGUCUGACCGGAUUUCAUACCUACCUGAUCUCCCUCAACCAGACCACCAACGAGGAUAUCAAAGGCUCGUGGUCGGGGAAGAAUCGAGUCCAGAACCCCUACAGCCACAGGAACAUCAUCAAAAACUGCUGCGAAGUGCUGUGCGGGCCCGCUUACCCCAGUGUUCUGGACAGAAGAGGUCUGUUGCUGGAGAGGCUGUCUGACCCAGCCAUUCUCCCAGCCAUUGCAGCGCCCAUCAGCAGGAAUGGCAACCCAGAGCCACAGCCGAUGAAAACUAAAGUGCCGUGCUCUCCCAGCGAGGAAGCCCCGGAAGACACCGGGUCCGGCAUCACGCCUUCAACCGAGGACACCUCGUUCCUGGACAAAAUCCCAACUCCUGGGCAGGAGAGGCCGACCACUCCAAAGGACUCGCCUCCUUUGUCACCAGGAGACAACACAGACGCUGCCCCGGACAAAGGGAAGGUCCACUAGCUGGACUGGAAUGGAGAGCCACUCAACAGCACUAUGAAUCCAAACAAUACCAUUGUCUAAAACCACUUAUGGUGGCAUGUUUUACAGUGUUAGACCUUUGGGGGCGUGCCCAUCAUACCCCAGAAACUAAGGAACACCACAUUACACAACUGUUUUUUUUUUCUGAACAAAACAGUGAAGCGCAUACCUGUGCGAGAGUGACAUUCUGAUGCUUUUUUGGUGAGACCUGGUGUGUUCUUUCUACCAAGACUUUGCAUGGGACAUUUUUGAAGAACACAGGGGGUGAAAGAGAUCUCUCAAAUGCCAUCUGAUGACCUGAAAGUCUUUUGUUUACCACUACCUGGAACUUGUACUGAUUGUUAUUUUUAUUUUUAUUUUCUAUCUCUAUGACCUCUAAAUGUUAAUGGCCAGUGUAAGCCUAUCCCUGGACUGUCAAUCACUGACAUUGACAAUAGUGUUCCCGGUCAUGUAUAACUCUUCUAAAUAACAACCAACCGUUCUCAGUUCUCAGCUUCUCCACGCAGCCCCAGUGCAAUUCAAAAGAAGGCCUGCGCAAAGGUUAUUGGAUGACAGAGGGUGGGGAGGAGCUAUAGUAAAGUAGCUAUUGCGUAUCAUCAGUUUGGAAAAAGAUAUAGUCAUAUCCAUUACCUUAUAGUAAAACUCUAAUGCAUAAACAUCAAACAGAUCUGGUAUCUUUUUUAUCUAUUGCAGGGACACUUGGCAAAAAUGUGCGAACAUUUGUUACCAUAGUUCAGUCUUAAUGCCCCUUCCCCAAUAUGUGACAUCACACCUGAUUAAACAGCUGGCUGAGCUUUGCUCUCUUGAGUUAGGCAUUGCUUGACUCCAUGUUGUUCUAUCGGAUGCAAUCUCCUUUUGCUUCAAGGUUUUGUGUGUCGUGAGAGAGCCAAGAUGGCUCCCUGGGAUCUGAAAGCCAGCCUCGCGUCACCAUUCCCAGUGCACAUCCAGAGAGUUCAUAUCAACCAGGCUUGUGUCCUCAUAUUUCAUUCCCACUGACAACAGUGUCUGUGCAGAUCCUGGCCUGGCCUGGUUGCAAAUGAAGAGAAUGGUCUUCUUGCCACAGGUAGUAGAUGUCAGAAACCGUGCCUUAUCUCACAACAGCACUGUCUAAGCAUAUGAGGCCACCCACAGAGACACCCAUUGAGCUAUUAGUAGUUGUUUAAUAUUCCUCAGAGAGAACCUGAUGUUGUGUAUGUAUGGAGUUUUAGGUGAAAAAUGUGAAAUGAUAAAGAAGAUAAAAGGAUAUACAGAAAUAAAAAACAAGGACAGUCAUUAUCUGUAAAGGGUAGUAUGUAGAUAGGUGUUUGGAGGAUGUAUGGGAAAGUAUUUUGGUUCGUGAAGGGAAAAGAGAGGUUUUUUUUCCGCAUGCAUAUCUGUAUUAUAUAGUUUCUGAUUUACACCUUGAUCUACCAGCCUCCUCUCACAGCAAGAUGGUCAGUCAGCUCAUUCCAGAACUUUCUUCUAAUGUUCCUCUAGCAUUUUCUCUUGUCUCUGCCUCUUUCAUACGCUACAGACCGAAAGCAUUUUGCAAUUCAUCUGCUGCAUUUUUUCCACUUCUUUUUUCUUCAGGAAAAUGACAUCAAUAGCUCAAGGCUACCAAGCCCACACAGAAGGUCCAUGCGGCCAUCUCAUCAGUAAAUAGAAUAAGUGGGAGAAAGGAGUCGGUGUGUGUAUGUGUGUUUUUUUCCCUUCUCAUUUGUUAAUUUUACACUAAACUGAGAGCCAAGGCUCUGGCUGCUUGUCAGUUGCACUUAAUGACAGAGACAAUGGGUGAAACAGAAUUCAGGAAGCAUAAAACUGUCACGAAGGCACUUUGGUUUAAAGAUAAAUCUUGGAGAUUAUUACAAUGCAUGGAGGGUUUCUGUUAUACACAAUAUUGUAAAGGUUGGACAGAGAAGUACCUGCGGUCGAGUGAAGCUGGUGAAAAAAACAAUGUACAAGUGGCAUUAAUGGUUUUACUCUUGUAAUCCAGAAACUUCUGUGUUUGCAAAAGAGACAACUUCAUAUGAAUGUUCAUUAGGACAGGUAAAUUAACUACAGGAAUAUGCCAGUUGUCUGCAGGACUCUACUGGAUUGUAAAUAGUCCCAUGGGAUAUCUUUUGGUGGAGUAAAACGCUGUAGUUGGUAAUUCUGAUGUUGACAGUGUCUGUACCCUUUCCCCAUUUUGCUCCUGUUGCCCCAAGUAAAAUAUUCAUGCUAUGAAUGCAAAAGGUGAGCUCCAGGCAUGGCUGGAGAGAUGCAGAAAAGUAAUAUGGGUAAUGAACGUAUUGACUUGCUUAGAAUGCAGUGAGGCAUUACGCACAGCCACUCUUUCACUCUGAGAUCAUUUUAUUCGCUUCCAAGGUUGCACUUUCUCCCCACUGUCUCAACAACUACUUGUCUGUAAAUGUGUUAAUACAAAAAUAAUUCAAAAGAACCAAGACCUCCUCCAAGUGAGUCUUGUCAUUUUGAUCAGCCAUUUAAAGGUGGAGCAAGAAAAUAUUCAUCGGUGGCCAUGCUGUGUUUCGCCUCAUUGCUUUGUCAGUAAAUCUCAGGCUUGAUGUUGCAGUUCACGUAAGAACAGGAGAAGUCAUUUAAAAUGUUUAUUGGAGAUUUGAUAGUGGUAAAUAGUGUUUCAGACAGCCCUCAAAAGUAAAGGUGGGCCUUCUUAUAGCUCGCCCUUCAUCACUGGUCACCACUGUGUUGUCACAUUUUAUUCAGAAGCUGGUGACCAAAAUCGAAUUUGUACAGUCUGAAUGAGCCAAUUCAAAACAGAGUAUAAAUAAGUUGUUUAUUUCAUUAAAAGCAAACAGGAGUGUUGGGGCCAUGAAAGGGAUGAAAGUGUGGUUUAUAAAGUGCAGUGUAUUAUAUACAGGCAUCUCUGAUGGAAUUGGAUAGAUGUUCACUCUGUAAUAACACUGUGAUCAGGUCCUUUUA
Messenger RNA from Megalops cyprinoides (Indo-Pacific tarpon), 5009 nucleotides. RefSeq names its product palmitoyltransferase ZDHHC9-like. The record is from RefSeq and is a predicted model, not a curated record. Gene Ontology annotation, cellular component: Golgi apparatus; endoplasmic reticulum. The transcript is spliced from 9 exons. Gene Ontology annotation, molecular function: protein-cysteine S-palmitoyltransferase activity. Bases 885 to 2075 code for a protein of 396 amino acids. Gene Ontology annotation, biological process: peptidyl-L-cysteine S-palmitoylation; protein targeting to membrane. Lineage: Eukaryota; Metazoa; Chordata; Actinopteri; Elopiformes; Megalopidae.